Dioszegia hungarica is the source of this 1098-nucleotide messenger RNA. Its product is annotated as D-amino acid oxidase. NCBI's taxonomy places the organism in Eukaryota, Fungi, Basidiomycota, Tremellomycetes, Tremellales, Bulleribasidiaceae. The record is from RefSeq and is a predicted model, not a curated record. Bases 1 to 1098 code for a protein of 365 amino acids. The transcript is spliced from 7 exons. Gene Ontology annotation, molecular function: FAD binding; D-amino-acid oxidase activity.
AUGUCUCUUCUUUACGAUGAACAGAUAAUAAUUCUCGGCUCUGGAGUGAUUGGUCUGACCACUGCUCUCGUCCUAGCUCGCAGGGGUCUACGCGUCAAGGUCAUCGCGCGGGAGCUGCCGUCCGACUCGACCUCGCAGGACUGGUCUUCUCCGUGGGCGGGCGCCAAUUGGUGUCCUUUUGGCUCCGAUUCGAGGGUCACAGCUUGGGAAACCGAGGGAUUCAAGCGGCUCUCCGAACUUAUCCCCUCCGGGCUCGCCUUGAGCCUUCCUAUCACUCGGUAUGCCGCCACUGAGGCUGGACUGCAUAAGCACUGGUACAAGAAUGUCGUGCCGGAUUAUCGCGUACUCCCAUCCUCCGACUGUCCGCCUGGCUCCGUCGGUGCGUCCUGGACGUCCUUGUCGGUCGAUGCGCCCAACUAUCUGCGAUGGGUCGAGAAGCAGUGCGUAGCCCUGGGCGUGACGUUCAAGCGCAGGACGGUGAGGCAUAUCUCGGAGGCGGCAGAGAAGGAUGGGCAAAUCGUCGUCAACGCGACCGGGCUCGGCUCACGCACUCUGGGCGGCGUCGAAGACGAGGCUGUCGAGCCUAUCCGCGGUCAGAUCGUUAUCGUCCGAGCUCCUCAGGUCAAGACCUGCGUCAUGGAUUCGUCAAAAUCCGAUAUCGACCCUACGCGCUCGACCUACAUCAUCCCGAGACCGGGCCCAGCCAACGAGGUCAUCUGCGGCGGCUGCUACGAGGUCGGGAGCUUUGAGCGCAAGGUGGACCCAAUCCUUUCCCGGCAGAUCCUCGAAAAGUGCCUUGCUCACUUCCCGGCACUCGCGACCAAAGGCCAAGGUGUCGAAGGCGUCGACGUGAUCCGCCACGCUGUCGGCUUCCGUCCGUCACGCCGAGGCGGCCCACGUCUCGAAGCCGAGGAGAAGCGAGCAGGGCGGAAGUCGUACACUGUCGUUCAUGCUUAUGGGAUCGGGCCGGCGGGGUAUCAAGCUAGCUGGGGUAUGGCGAAGGAGGUGUCAGAUAUCAUCGGGCAGAUCAUUGUGCGCGCGAGCAAGCAGCCGAAGCGGGUGGUCAGGGAGGAGGUGGCCAUCAUGGCAAAGUUGUGA